GUUGAUGUGAGUAGCAGUUGCAGUGCACCACCACCAGGGUUUGCACAGCGAUACCCUCGAUCAUCUCACAAUGGUAAUACUUCAUACCGAGACCAACCAUGCAUGUGGAAGAGCAUCAUGAUCUUAUGAUUCUAGUCAGUCCCGUGAGCACGGCUGAAACUCGCUAUUAUUAGGAACAUGGAUGAUAUCUAUAAAAUUUUCAGGUUGUUGGGGUCGGUGUGGUCUUGCAGGAUUCAUGAAAUUAUCAAUCCUACCCUUGUUGUACUAGUACUUCUUGAGACAAUCAUGAUCAGCACCGGCAUCCAGGUUAGCAUCUCAACAUGAAUAGUGUAUGAUUGUGGCAGUGAAGGUGCUGAAAUCCUGUUAGGCUUCGUAUAAAGGCGAAUAACAUGUCAGCUACUUCUUCAUCGAUAUCGUUCCUUUGGGGCUUACAGGUCUCCAGCUAUUUCAAUGUCGCUGGGUUUGCAAUUUUGGUAUAUGAUUAUUGUAUCACACUGGAGACUGAGAUGCGCUGCAUUUGGGGAACUCGAUGGAAUACUUUACGAAUCACAUUUGGUGUUGCACGGUAUCUACCAUUCGCAAUUGCGGCAUUGGACAUAUACUUUGCUACGGUAACCCAUACGGGAAAUUGUAACUCCCUCAACCGGGCUUUGUUUGGCAUCACCAUCUUGGGAACUGUUGCUGCAGAAGUUUUACUAAUUCAGCGUACUUAUAUAUUCUGGAAAGGCAACAAGAAUAUGCUUGCAUGGCUUCUUGGAUUUGCAGUGUUCUUAGGCCUGGUGGCUUUUAUUCUCCCGAAUGAACUUGAAAAAUACGCUCCAACCGGAUACAUAAAUUCGGAUGGUUGUUUGUUUAUUACCAGCAGACAAUACGCAAUAGUAUACGGUGUGUUGAUACUGUAUGAACUUGUAAUGUUAUGUUUGAUUGUAUGCAGCCCCAUGACCGUGAACAUUUAUCGCAACGCCAUCAUGUACAUUGGUUGUAUCAUCUGUGAGGUUGCACCAAACCUUUCCUUGCUGCUACUGAUGGUCGAAUUUGCAGUGGUCACACUGAUCGACCUAAUUGUGACUGUCCUCGCUCCUGUUCCAUACACCUCUGCAAUUGUGACGUUACAGUCCACAAUGCAUAGCAUCCUCUCAUCUCGUGUUCUGUUUGACCUUUGUCGAACGGAAGCCCUAGAGUCUCAAAGUCUGAUCCACUAAUAUCCGAAGGCCUCAAUACAUGUAUCAAAAUGUUGUUGCAGAUGCCUGAAGAACCUCCUUCAGAAGUCUGCAUGAUCAACCCGUUUGCAUUCUAUGAUUAUGAACCCACCACUUAUUUAUGCUGUCGUAUUCUGCAUUAGCGUGCACGCUGGUCCUCACACCUG
Messenger RNA from Serpula lacrymans var. lacrymans S7.9, 1366 nucleotides. RefSeq lists its product as uncharacterized. The transcript has 17 exons. The record is from RefSeq and is a predicted model, not a curated record. NCBI's taxonomy places the organism in Eukaryota, Fungi, Basidiomycota, Agaricomycetes, Boletales, Serpulaceae. The coding region runs from base 390 to 1202 and encodes 270 amino acids.